CAGAAGUGACGUGACCCGCGUUCUUUGCUUACUACAAAUAUACAAAAAUUUGAUUUGAAAUAAUAACAACAUAAGUGACUAUGCCGCGACCGUCGCGUGAGUCAUACGGUGAUCAAAAACCUCCUUAUUCUUAUAUCUCGUUGACGGCGAUGGCGAUUUGGAGCUCCCCGGAGCGCAUGCUGCCACUGUCGGAGAUCUACCGCUUUAUCACGGACCGUUUCCCGUACUACCGGCGCAACACGCAGCGCUGGCAGAACUCGCUGCGCCACAACCUCUCCUUCAACGAUUGCUUCGUGAAGGUGCCGCGGCGGCCCGACCGUCCGGGCAAGGGCGCCUACUGGACGCUGCAUCCGCAGGCCUUCGACAUGUUCGAGAACGGCUCGCUGCUACGCCGUCGCAAGCGCUUUAAGCUGCACAAGGGCGAAAAGGACAACCUUAACGCAGAGCUAGCGGCGCUCGCGAGCUUCAACAGAGCGUUCUUGGCACGGCAGGCGGGCGCGCCGCCGCCGCCCGUGAUGCCUACCGCGAGCCUAUACACGCCUGCCUCGUGUCCGCAGCCGAGCCCCGAGCCCGCGGAGCUACCAGAGGUUGGGGCGCUGACAUUGGUAACGCGAGAGCGGCCACGGCGGGCGUUCACCAUCGAAGCGCUGCUCGAGCCGGAGCCGCCGCGCGGACCGGCGCUAACGCUGCACGCGCUGCCCUCACUUCCCACCCUCGCCUCGCCAUACGCGCUGGCGGCGCAGCGGUACCACGCGCAGCUGCUGCAGGCGGCGGCGGCAGCGGCCCUGCGGCCUUGCUACCUGCCGCCGCCGCCGCUCCCGGUGGCGUGACCCGUUGCGCUCACCGCUCCCAACUCUUGUGCAAUGCUAGAUUGUAAGUACCGAACACUUUAAACUCUAUACUCAUCCCCGACAACUCUGUACAUGCCGUGUGGAUGAUUAUUAGAAUAAAAGUACUGAAUAUAAAUAGUUAGUUGAUUAAGUUGAUCGAUGUUGAAAGCGGUGGUAAUAUUAGUGCGCGAGUCGGCCCCGAAACGGCGAGGCCUAAAUAGAGUUAAUUUCAAAGUAAAUGGGCCGUCGCACCGCGCUGCCGACGCAGUGCUGUUUGAUGCCUACAGAAUAUUCCUCAAUAGAAUAAAAUAGUGAUCUCACGUAGAUUCGUAGCUGAUGAUCGACUUGGACAUUAUUUAUUUAUAUUUUAAAACAUGAAAGGUUUUAUUUCUUCAUAAUGUUCCUGUAAUAAGAUUAGUGUUUUGGUAUUAUUUUAGUGAUAAAAAUGACAGUAUGAAUAUUUUUAUUAAAAUCGUUUAAACUUUA
Papilio xuthus (Asian swallowtail) is the source of this 1316-nucleotide messenger RNA. Its product is annotated as fork head domain-containing protein FD4-like. Gene Ontology annotation, biological process: regulation of transcription by RNA polymerase II; anatomical structure morphogenesis; cell differentiation. The transcript has a single exon. NCBI's taxonomy places the organism in Eukaryota, Metazoa, Arthropoda, Insecta, Lepidoptera, Papilionidae. Gene Ontology annotation, molecular function: DNA-binding transcription factor activity, RNA polymerase II-specific; RNA polymerase II cis-regulatory region sequence-specific DNA binding. The record is from RefSeq and is a predicted model, not a curated record. The coding region runs from base 81 to 830 and encodes 249 amino acids.